Molecule: messenger RNA, 1047 nt
Organism: Brassica rapa (field mustard)
Lineage: Eukaryota; Viridiplantae; Streptophyta; Magnoliopsida; Brassicales; Brassicaceae
Source: RefSeq, a predicted model, not a curated record
AUGGAAGUCGCCGGCGGCAACUAUACAACAACACACCGAUUCUUUUCUCUGCUCCUCAAUCAUACCCCCACCCCCCCCCCCCCCCCCCACCCCCCGUCUUGUUUUCGACCUCAGAGACCGACGCUUCGUCUGCAGUAUUGUCCUCUUCGCAUCAAAAAGAUCCAAAAUUUCGAAGAAGAGCACAAACACAUCUUCUCUCAAGGAACAUCAACUUGCCAAAUUCUCCGCCACCUGGAUAUGGAUCCUAUGACACUUCAUCAAUUGUACUACAUCGCAGAUGACAAGCUAGUGGAUGAGGGGAGGACGUUUGAUGCUGUUCUCGCCUUAGAGGUCAUCCAGCAUGUAGCCAACCCUGCAAAUCCUUGUCAGCAUUGACCAUCCAUCCCCAACGGAGCCACAAUACUCUCUACAAUUAACCGCUCUGUGCGAGCAGAGUACAUUCUACAAUGGGUAAUCUUCAGUCUCUUGUUAACACCAAGUUUUACAUUUGGUCUUUUGUAAAAUCAAAUCACCUGCAGCUUCCUAAAGGCUGCACACACCAGUGGUCAAGCUUUCUAACUCCUGAAGAACUUACUAUGAUUCUACAACGCACGUCACUUGAUGUAAGCUGGUUCUCUCUCCCAUCAAUACUCUCUAUGUUAAGCUGACUGAAACAAUACAAAAGUACUAUACGUCUGUGGACAAGAAGGAUUGUUCAUCUGGUUUUCUCUUAGAGGACAUUGUGGUAGAAAUGAAAAAUCAUGAAAUUAUUGGUUUGCAGGUGAAGGAGAUGGCUGGAUUUGUAUACAACCCGAUAACAGGAAGAUGGUUAUUGUCACAGACGACAUAGGCGUAAACUUUAUCGCUUAUGGGACCAAAAAAGAAUGAUUCUGUAGAGUUAUAAUCCAUCGUUCAAGCCUUGUGUUUCUGCAUAUCUGCUCCAAGAAGUUGCUUAGAAGAGUACAGUAGUUAAAUUCGCAAUAAGUGAGAAUUGUAUACAACCUAAAAACUUCAGUUGUCUGUUGUGAUAUACAUCAGCAGAUUUUGUUCUUGAUUAUUGUUAUCUCA